This is a messenger RNA of Klebsormidium nitens, 1617 nucleotides long. Lineage: Eukaryota; Viridiplantae; Streptophyta; Klebsormidiophyceae; Klebsormidiales; Klebsormidiaceae. The record is from the annotation of a GenBank genome assembly.
AUGGCUUCUGCUCUGCGCCUCUCGCUGCUGUUCAUCGCCUCCGCCGCGGUCCUGUCUGGCGCCGCCGCGCAGCAGAUCAACAUCCGGGUUAACGUGCAAUGCUUGAACGUGCUGGACAACAGCCAGAUCGCCAACAUCCCCGGGCUCAAUGUGGGUGUGAUCCAGGUCAUCGCGGCGGCCCUCGGCGGGCCCGGCCAGGCGCCGUCGGCGCUGUUCUUCAACAGCGGCAGCAGCACCAAUAACUGCACCAACAACCAGAACUUCAACAGCAACUCCACGUGCAGCUCCGCCAUUGGCCCGAUCAACCUGGGCGUCUUGGGACAGGGUACUCUCAUCCCUUGCUUCAAUCAGCCUGCUACCCCCGCCCCCACCGCAGGGGGCCGCAAGAUGCUGCAGCAGGUUAACGUUCCGGUUACGGUUCAGUGCCUUAACCUGCUGAACAACAACCAGAUCGCCAACAUCCCCGGGCUCAACGUGGGCAUCAUCCAAGUCAUCGCGUCCGUGCUCGGCGGUCCCGGCCAGGCCCCGUCUGCGCUGUUCUUCAACAGCGGCACCAGCACCAACAACUGCACCAACAACCAGAACUUCAACAGCAACUCCACUUGCAGCUCUGCCGUUGGCCCGAUCAAUCUGGGUGUUCUUGGCCAGGGAACUCUUAUCCCCUGCUACAACGCGCCCGCCACCCCCGCCCCCACCGCCGGUGGCCGCAAGCUGCUGCAGCAGGUUAACGUCCCGGUUACGGUCCAGUGUCUUAACCUGUUGAACAAUAACCAGAUCGCCAACAUCCCCGGGCUGAACGUGGGUGUCAUCCAGGUCAUCGCUGGGCUGCUUGGCGGGGGUGGCCAGACCCCGUCUGCGCUCUUCUUCAACAGCGGCACCAGCACCAACAACUGCGUCAACAACCAGACCUUCAACAGCAACUCCACCUGCAGCUCCGCGAUCGGUCCCAUCAACCUGGGCGUCUUGGGGCAGGGCACUCUCAUCCCUUGCUACAACCAGCCCCCUGCCGGCGGCCGCAAGCUGCUGCAGCAGGUUAACGUGCCGGUUACCGCCCAGUGCGUUAACCUGUUGAACAACAACCAGAUCGCCAACAUCCCCAACGCGAUCGUGCAAGUCAUCGGAGUUGUCGCCGCGGUGGGCGGUGCUGGCCAGGCCCCGUCCGCCAUCUUCUUCAACACCGGCACCAGCACGAACGACUGCACCAACAACCAAGACUUCAACAGCAACUCCACGUGCAGCUCCGCCAUUGGCCCCGUCAACCUGGGCGUUCUCGGCCAGGGCUCUCUCAUCCCCUGCUACAAUGAGCCCCCCGCCGGCGGCCGCAAGCUGCUCCAGCAAGUCAACGUGCCCAUCACCAUCCAGUGCGUGAACCUGCUGAACAACAACCAGAUCCUCAAUCUCGCGAACCUGAAUGUGGGCGUCAUCCAGCUUAUCCUGUCCGCGCUGGGCGGUGGAGGCCAGACCCCGACCGCCGUCUUCUAUAACACCGGCACCUCCACCAACAACUGCCAGAACAACCAGGAGUUUACCAGCAACAGCAACUGCUCCUCCGCAGUCGGCCCCGUCAACCUUGGCGUUCUCGGCCAGGGAACUCUCAUCCCUUGCUACGGAUCUUGA